AUGCGCGAAUCUCUCCGUCAUAGAACUAAUCUCACUAAUGCUAUUAAUAAUCAAAGUGCAAAUUUUUUCAAAGAUGACGACGACGAUGAUGAUGUCACUAGACGAGCUGGCCGUGCAUCGUUUGCCAAAGACUUAAAUUACAAAGGUUCAUCAUGGGUCUUUAUCAUUUUAGUAUAUUUUUUCGCUGCCUGUUUCAUCUACGUCAGAAAUUACACUUUCCCCGAGCCGAUUAGUGCAAAGUUAGGGUCGGCUGAUGUUUUCUCUGAGGAAAGGGCACGGGAUUAUCUGAACGGUUUUGUUGAUCUGGGUAGCAGAAUAGUCGGCAGUCGAGAGAAUGAAGUUCUGGCCGUCCAGUUUUUGAUGCGAGAGAUUGAAAAGAUUAAAAGAAGAAAUGAAAGAAUUGUUUGGAACAAAAAGAAAAUUGAGGCAGAAAUUCAGACAGCUAGCGGUUCCUUUGAUUUGGACUUUCUAGGUGGCUUCACGAACGUCUAUCAGAACAUUCAGAACGUGAUUGUGAGGUUGUCAUCAUCAUCUGACGGAGGGGGGAACAAGACAAGUGAACUCAACCCUGCAUUGCUUGUUAACUGUCAUUAUGAUACAUUUAUUAACACUCCCGGAACAUCAGAUGACGCCGUAAGUUGCGCUAUAAUGCUGGAAGUAUUGAGAGCGCUAGUCGAACGACAAGACACAUCCCUAAUUCAUGACGUCAUCUUCCUGUUUAAUGGCGCCGAGGAAACAAUAUUACAAGGUAGCCAUGCGUUUGUGACGUCACACAGGUGGUUCCAUGACGUGAGGGCAUUCAUAAAUUUGGAGGGUGCAGGAGCCGGGGGCAAAGAACUCUUGUUUCAAUCUUCAUCUCAACACCCUUGGCUGUUGAACAUGUAUGUGGAAAAUGUGCCCCACCCAUUUGCCAGCAUUUUGGCUCAGGAAAUUUUUCAAAGUGGCCUCAUACAGUCAGAAACUGAUUUUAGAAUCUUUAGAGAUUUCGGUAAACUGCCAGGCCUUGACAUUGCGUACAUAAAGAAUGGAUACGUGUAUCAUACGAGGCAUGAUACUCCUAGAAUGAUACCAGCUGGAUGUAUACAGAGAGGAGGUGAAAACCUCUUCUCAUUGGUCAGGUCCAUAGCGAGCUCCGCCUACUUGACCAAUCCCGACUCGUUUCCAUACAAACAGCUUGUAUUCUUUGACCUGAUUGGCUACUCGGUUGUCUGCUUUAGGGCUUCAUUCUUGUUUGCUUAUAAUAAUUUGCUCUGUUUGCUGGUUCAUCUCAAAGUCUUGUCAUCACUAGCACGUAAAGGCUACCUCUUCCACCUGACAACAUCUGUCCUGUCGACGAUAUUGUCCUGGGUGGCUGGCAUUUUAGCCUCACUUUCGGUAGCUGCCCUCAUCGAUUUUCUUGGGUUUCCCAUGACCUGGUUUUCUAAUAGGUGGCUUCUGAUUGGUCUCUACGCUGCUCCCUCAUUGGCCGGCGUUAUCUCGGUCAUGAGUUACCUGCAAUCCUAUUGGACAAAGCACACGAGAUUGACAGCUUCAAAUAUGGAAAGCCUUCUGGAUGACGGCCAGUUGGUCAUAAUCAGCACAUCCCUACUUUUUUUGUCCUGGAAGCAGAUUCUUUCACUUCUGCCAUCCUGUCUGCUAAAUAUUUACUUCCUUGAGGGGGCACUAAACACUUUCAUACCCUUGAUGGGCCGUGCAGGGCCGUCCAAAAAUCCCGACCUCAUCAUCGGGACUGCCGUCGCCGUCUUCAGUCUCUAUUUCAUGGCCUACCAUGUGAGUCUGUUGAUGGUGACGAGGUCUCCGAAGAGGCACCUGGCCACUUUGGGGCUGGCGCUGGCUGUCUGUUUCGCACUCGCCACACUUACUCCUGUCGGCUUUCCAUACAACAACAGCAGCGAAUAUCCAGCUAAUCAGAGAGUCUUUUUGCAGAUUGUGGAGUUCAAUUACAAAAAAGCCCAUGGUGGUGGAAGUAUAAACUACACUCUCUCCAUCAGAGGCCCCAACUACAUGAGCGUUUACAUUAGCACGAUGUCGAGCGUUUACCUGACCUGGUGGUCGAUAGGGAACCAAAAUCCGGCACCCACCGAUAUGCCCCAUGUCUAUGUUGCUGACGAUAAUAAGAAGCAUUAUUUUAUCUAUGUUGCCAGAGGCGCCAUCUUUGAUGGUGGUGUGGGCGAUAAUAUAAGUGGUAAUUAUGGCGGUAGUAACCGCGAUGGUGCUGAUGAUGAUAGAAAUGGUAAUAAUAAUAAUAAUAAUAACAGGAAUAAUAAGCUGAAACAGUUCACUCUGCAUUUCGUUGUUGAGAGCACACAUUCUAACCAGCCAUUGGCGGAGAGAAGAAACCUUGAGGUGGCCCUCCUGGGACACCAUUUUGUAAAUGGCGCCACUCAAUUAUCGCCCGCCCUCUCCUCCAUAGAACAGAUACUGCCCGACUGGGUGACCGGUAUUAUAUCCGCCAGUACUUACGAUUCUUGGGUGAUAUAA
Messenger RNA from Helobdella robusta, 2481 nucleotides. RefSeq lists its product as hypothetical. Lineage: Eukaryota; Metazoa; Annelida; Clitellata; Rhynchobdellida; Glossiphoniidae. Gene Ontology annotation, biological process: proteolysis. The transcript has 14 exons. Gene Ontology annotation, molecular function: metalloexopeptidase activity. The record is from RefSeq and is a predicted model, not a curated record. The coding region runs from base 1 to 2481 and encodes 826 amino acids.